AAUGCCUGCUGGUUCCGCCUCCACCGUCGUGGGAGGACUGCUUGCCCCUCCCACCUCCACCAGCAGAGGGUGAAUGCCUGCUGGUUCUGCCUCAACCGUCGUGGGAGGACUGCUUGCCCCUCCCACCUCCACCAGCAGAGGAUGAAUACCUGCUGGUUCCGCCUCAGCCGCCGUGGGAGGACUGCUUGCCACUCCCAGCUCCACCAGCAGAGGGACACAGGGUACGAGGGAGAAGUGGAGCUCCCGCUGCCGCCUCCAUGGCCAGGGGCUCCCCUCCCGAGUUCGCCUUCCGAGGGUCCGCUGCGGCUGCCGUCGCCUUCCGAGGGUCCGCUGCGGCUGCCGUCGCCUUCCGAGGGUCCGCUGCGGCUGCCGUCGCCUUCCGAGGGUCCGCUGCUGCUGCCGUCGCCUUCCGGGGGUCCGCUGCUGCUGCCGUCGCCUUCCGAGGGUCCGCUGCUGCUGCCGUCGCCUUCCGAGGGUCCGCUGCUGCUGCCGUCGCCUUCCGAGGGUCCGCUGCUGCUGCCGUCGCCUUCCGAGGGUCCGCUGCUGCUGCCGUCGCCUUCCGAGGGUCCGCUGCUGCUGCCGUCGCCUUCCGAGGGUCCGCUGCUGCUGCCGUCGCCUGGGGUCGCCAGGGAUCCUGCUUCGCCUGGGGUCGUCGAGGGUCCGGCUUUGCCUGGGGUCGCCAGGGAUCCUGCUUCGCCUGGGGUCGUCGAGGGUCCGGCUUCACCUGGGGUCGCCAGGGAUCCUGCUUCGCCUGGGGUCGCUACACGAUGGCCGGAGCUCCAUGAAAGGGAGCUGCCAGAAAUGAAGAAAGGGGGGGAGGUCAGGAGACCAGCUCCCCCAGCCGCACUUUCGCGGCUGGAGAUCAUGUGGUCGGAGCCCCACGGAGGGGAAUUGCCGGCCAUGAAGAAGGGGGGAGAGGUCAGGAGACCAGCUCCCCCAGCCGCACUUUCGCGGCAGGAUAGAGUGUGGCGGGAGCCCCGGAAGAGGGAGCUGCCGGCCACGAAGAAUGGGGGGGUGCCAGAGAUUCCACCAUGGCCACCCCCCAGAAGUAACUUGCUUCCCCCUCUUCCGGGACUUUAAGACUGAGGGGGGAGGUGGCCGUUGGGGCCAUGUGUGCUGCGCACAAGGGGGGGCAUGUGUGGCGGAGUGUCCCGCCCCUAUUUAUUAUUAUUUGUAUUUUUGUUUGCGGCGCGGGUAAAAGCGCUGCGUCUUUUAUUAUUAUUUAAAAACCCCGUGAGGAUGCAUGGCUGAUCAGCUACUGAUUACUUAAAUAGCUGACAGUCAUGCAUCCUUACCAAACGCGUGCAGACU
Molecule: messenger RNA, 1311 nt
Organism: Acipenser ruthenus (sterlet)
Lineage: Eukaryota; Metazoa; Chordata; Actinopteri; Acipenseriformes; Acipenseridae
Product: skin secretory protein xP2-like
Exons: 2
Coding region: 142-1080 (312 amino acids)
Source: RefSeq, a predicted model, not a curated record